Molecule: messenger RNA, 642 nt
Organism: Hibiscus syriacus
Lineage: Eukaryota; Viridiplantae; Streptophyta; Magnoliopsida; Malvales; Malvaceae
Exons: 1
Coding region: 91-627 (178 amino acids)
Source: RefSeq, a predicted model, not a curated record
UUAUGAAAUUUCUGCAAAUUCACACCACCGUUGAAUCCCAAAUAGUAUCAUACUAUAAAUCCAAAAACAAAGCCAUUGUUUUACAGGGAAAUGGGGAACAGCAUGGGAGGAAGAAACAAGGCAAAGGUGAUGAAAAUCGACGGGGAAACAAUCAAGUUAAAGACACAAAUCCGAGCUUGGGACUUGUUGAAGGAUUAUCCAGGCCAUGCCUUGUUGGAUUCAGAGACCGUCAAGCAUUACGGGAUCCGUUCUAAGCCAUUAGAGCCACAACAAGGUUUGAAGCCCAAGAGAAUUUACUUCCUGCUGGAGUUGCCCGAUGAUAAAGCACCCAGGAGAGUCCGAUCAGGAGGGAUUCAUAUGAGCGCCAGAGAUAGGUUAGAGUGCUUAAUGUUGUCGAGAAGAACGGUCUCCGACUUGUCCGUGGUUAGAACAUCGUCCAGCCUAGGGUCUGAUGGGGUCGGAGCAACAGGGUCCCGGGGAAUGAUGAGUGUCAAAAUGAGGCUGACCAAGUCUCAAAUGGCCAAGUUGGUUGAAGAGAGCAGAGAUGGUGUCGAGGUGGCGGAGAAGAUACUACAUCUUUAUAUAAAAAAAGGUGGCAGUGACGGCGAUGAUCAUAUCCAUCGUUAAGCGCCCUGGAAACCU